AUGGACUUCCACCUCAACCACCACCUACCCGGCGGCUCUCCUUCCUCUUCCACCUCCUCGUCGGACCGGAACCCUAACUCCUCUUCCCACCACCACAAUAAUGGCCACAACGCCAACACCGACCCAAUGCACUCCUGGUGGGAGUCCAUCUCCAAAGCCCGCUCUCGCAUCCACCUCCUCUCUUCCAUCCUCCCCGACUCCACUUCCAAUUCUCUUUCCUCCGUCGCCGAAUCCGACCGCCCUGCCCGCUCUCUCCUCUCCUCCUCCGCUGCCUACUCUGCGGUCUCCUCUCUUCUAUCCUCCCCUUCCUCCGGCUCCGGCGAUGAUCCCCUCUGCCACUGGCUCUACGACACUUUCCUCUCCUCCGAUUCUGAUCUCCGCCUCGUCGUCCUCUCCUUCAUCCCCCUCCUCUCCUCUCUCUACCUCUCCCGGAUUCACUCCAAUUCCAUCCCCUCCCCCUCCGCCACCAUCGCCACGCCCUCCCUCGCUGGCUUCGAAGCCGUUCUUCUCGCUCUCUACUCCUCCGAAACCAAAUCACGCGCCGGCAAACCUAUCCUGGUUAACAUUCCCGAUCUCUCUCAGCCCUCUCUUUACCACACGCCUCGAAACAAUAUCGUUACUAGUAAGUCAAACCCUAACCCUAAUUCUUCUUCAGCCAGUCAAUCUAAUCGGUUACCGUCUAUCGGAGUUCUUUGUCCUCCCUUAGAGCCCCAAAACGCUGUGAAAUCAACGAAACGUGCCUGCAUUGUUGGCGUCGCAUUAGAUUGUUAUUACAAGCAGAUCUCCCAGAUGCCGAGCUGGUCCAAGCUCGAUUUCUGUACAUUCGUGGCUGAUUGGGCCGGUCAGGACUGCCCUUGCAAGUUCGAAUUUGACCAAAAAAUCGUCCUUGAGAUCGAAAACGGAUUUUCUGAGAAUUCUAGGGUUCAGGAAAUCAAUGAUGCUGUGGAAGAGAUGAGGACUUUGAGAAUUGGUGAAAAUUCGGAGAAUUCGAUCCCAAAAGGGCCAAGAAUUCCGUUGCCAUGGGAGCUAUUCCAACCGGUGUUGAGAAUUAUGGGGCACUGUUUGUUGGGUCCUCUGAAUUCGGAGGAUGUGAAGGACGCUGCUUCAGUGGCAGUGCGGUGUUUGUAUGCAAGGGCUUCGCAUGAUUUGGUUCCCCAGGCAAUUUUGGCAACAAGGAGUUUGAUUCAGCUUGAUAAUAGAGCACGUGAGGCAGCAAAAGCCGCAGCAGCAGCAGCCAAUGCUGCUUCCAAUGCUAAUACGCCUAGUAAAGCAAAGAAGCCGGAGAUCCUUUUGGUUUCGAAAUGA
Molecule: messenger RNA, 1305 nt
Organism: Ilex paraguariensis (yerba mate)
Lineage: Eukaryota; Viridiplantae; Streptophyta; Magnoliopsida; Aquifoliales; Aquifoliaceae
Source: the annotation of a GenBank genome assembly